Messenger RNA from Phytophthora sojae, 438 nucleotides. RefSeq lists its product as hypothetical. The transcript has a single exon. The record is from RefSeq and is a predicted model, not a curated record. Bases 1 to 438 code for a protein of 145 amino acids. Lineage: Eukaryota; Oomycota; Peronosporomycetes; Peronosporales; Peronosporaceae.
AUGACGCACACCAGCACCGACGACAUGCAUGGCGCUCUGCGGCUUUGCCGCCACGAACGAGGCUCAGUAGUAUACCGAGAUCCGGCAACGACGACGUCGAGCAUGACGCUCACCAGCACCGACGACAAGCAUGGCGUCAGCGGCUCCGACACCAAGAACAAAGCUCAGCGACUCCGACGUCGAGCACGGCGUCCAGUGGCUUCGAAGAAGCCCUCGGGUGCAUUACUCAGCGGGCAAGGGUGUGAGCUUCGCGGGGCUGACUUCGAUCAUGACGGCCAGUAUCGAGACCAUGUCGACGCGCACGGUGCGCAACGGGCCUUCGUGUUGCUGGAGGCGAACAGGGCGGGACGUUGCUCGGUGGACGUGCUCCUUGUGGCGUCUGCCCAGACGCGGGACUCGUCAUGGGCAUGGGGGUCUUCAGCUUGGCAGCAUCCGUGA